This is a messenger RNA of Myotis davidii, 2374 nucleotides long. RefSeq names its product LysM domain containing 1 (gene LYSMD1). The coding region runs from base 677 to 1360 and encodes 227 amino acids. The record is from RefSeq and is a predicted model, not a curated record. NCBI's taxonomy places the organism in Eukaryota, Metazoa, Chordata, Mammalia, Chiroptera, Vespertilionidae. The transcript has 3 exons.
CCCCGCAGACGCGGAGCCUUUCGGGAAAUGAAGUCUUUUUUCAAAGAACUUGCCUUCCGGCUGGUUCGGGGCCCUUGCAUCUUUUCAUAUUCGAGGCAUUUGGAGAGAUAGAUGUGGAGCCCGAAUUUGAGGGGGGGGGACUCAUCUGAUGCGGAGUGGGCCUUUGGGGAUCUCUGAGUGGAAAGUGUACUUCAAACUCUCCCAAUCAUCACGCGCUUUGUCGGCGGCGACAGCCCACCUGGGGGGACCUGAUUUGUUCCCCACCUUAGCGGACCGACCUAGAGACAGGGCGCAGCCGGGGUAUACGGGGUCCCCGGAGAACGGGCUGCUAGACCUGGAGGCAAACUGAACCGAACAGUGAAGAAAGUGUCUAGGGUUCAAAGGUCAAGGGUCAGCGUCGCGAGUUGUAGAGGGUCGAAAGUCGGAGGGGUGUCUAAGGAGAGAGACUCAGGGACUGAAUACUCAGAGUGCAGAUUCGUGGGAAAGGCGCCGGGAGGGAGGAGGAUAAGCCAGAGUGGAGUCGGGUGCGUAGUCAGGGAGACGGGAGACUCGGCAGAAAAGACGGAAAGGGAAAGGAAUCUCCUGGCCACCCGUUCCCAGUCCCCGGGCCUGUCACUCUCGGUCACUUAGCCGGGCGCCCCGCAUUUGCAACCCCAGGUGCCGGCAGGGUGAGGAGAUGGCGUCUCCCUCUCGACAGGGCCCCCUCGGGGGGUCAGGGCUGCUUCAGGGGAGCCGGGCUCGUUCUUACGGAAGCCUGGUGCAGUCCGCCUGCUCCCCGGUGCGGGAGAGACGCCUGGAGCAUCAGCUGGCGCCCGGAGACACGCUGGCUGGACUGGCGCUCAGAUACGGGGUGACGAUGGAACAGAUUAAACGUGCAAACCGCCUUUAUACUAAUGACUCCAUCUUCCUGAAGAGAACCCUCUACAUCCCCAUCCUGACAGAGCCCAGAGACCUGUUCAAUGGUUUGGAUUCUGAGGAAGAGAGAGAUGGAGAGGAAGAGAUGCAGCCAAGUAAGGCUGAAGUUUGGCCACACUCAGCUGAGCAGAAGACGCAGCAGACAGGCUCAGGACGUGCCAAUGGCGAAGUCCUUUCCACACCUGGCCAGGAACCCCCCACUCCCAGCCAUGACCUCUCUGCCUCUGAUUUCCUUAAGAAGCUUGACUCACAGAUCAGCCUGUCAAAGAAGGCUGCUGCCCAGAAGCUGAGAAAAGGGGAAAGUGGGGUACCUGGGGAGGAGUCAGGCCUUCACCGCAGCUCCCCUCGGAUGCAGCAACGAGCAGUCCUAGGUCCCGUGCCACUGACCCGGACCUCUCGAAUCCAGACACUUCGAGACCAGGAGGAUGAAAUCUUCAAACUCUGAUGUCUCCAGAACUGAUUGAUAGAAGCAAGAUGGUGAAGGAGCAACUUGAGGGGGAGAGGAGCCUGAGGUGAGGCUCAAGAACAUGGCUUCCCAGCCCACCUGCCUCCCUCCUGCCCAGCCUCAUGUCUCAUCAAGAGCUCCUUGGCCUGAGGCAGUUUUAUUGGCAAGAGUAGGAGGUGGGGAAUAGACCCCUUCUCAGUUCUGGGGUUGAAUCUAGAGUUGUCCUUUAGAUUCAAAGGUUCUUUUUACAUCCCUGCUGCCUUUCCCAUCCCUUCACCAUUGCUUGGCCUUAGAACAGGAGGCAGGUGACUCCCUCAGGCCCUAACUUCUUCCCCAUCUCCAACUAUGUUACCUAAUUUAUUUGGUGCUAUAUUGAAGUAAUAUUUAUUUGCUGUAUUUUGUUCUUUCCCACUCUUAACUAAAGAAUGGGAUUUUUAUAGCCAUGGUGUGAGGGAAACCCAGGAACAGUGAGCCAGUAACUGCUGGCUGCCCACCUUUUUAGCCAAGCAUGUUAUUGAGAGUGGGGCAAUCAGUGAUCUAACCCUCAAAGUAAAGAAUUUGGGUUUAGUCUUGACUAACCAAUUCACUAGAACUCUUUCACAACUCUUUCUCUGAGGAAAAAACCAGUGAUGUAGGUACCCGAACUAUUCAAUUCACCUUCUAACCUGAGCCUCUGUUCAGACUGUGUGGCUAAGGGAUGGAAGAAGAAUUGCCUUGCAGUUCGAAGAGGAAAACAGUUGUGGGAGUGUCACAAACAGUUCCUAUUUGUUAUACUCCCUCCCCAUCAGAGCCUGUUGCUGUAUGCCUUGCUCCUCAUUGAAUAUUUAUUUGCAAUUUGUAGCACUGAUCUGCGGUACAGUUUUUAAGCAGAAGUAGGCAAGGGAACCCCAAUGAUACUGAAAUACUCCUGAGUCUCCUGUGUGCAAAGGCGAGUGGUGAGAUAAGUGGUGUUACAGACCAUCAUGAUGAUCAUCAGAUAUAAGAAACUGGAGAGAUUAAACACUGAGCCCUGUG